Messenger RNA from Puccinia triticina, 2433 nucleotides. RefSeq lists its product as uncharacterized. Bases 1 to 2433 code for a protein of 810 amino acids. Gene Ontology annotation, biological process: DNA integration. The record is from RefSeq and is a predicted model, not a curated record. The transcript has a single exon. Gene Ontology annotation, molecular function: nucleic acid binding; zinc ion binding. Lineage: Eukaryota; Fungi; Basidiomycota; Pucciniomycetes; Pucciniales; Pucciniaceae.
AUGGAACUGGUCAAUAGACUCAUGGAAUUACGAAUCUUGGGACCUCCAACUGACCCAUCGAACAUCCCUGGUCUAUUCAACAAGGCAUUUGAUAUAUUCUCCGACUUGCAGAAGGUUGGAGCAUCCCUUUCUCCCCUCGUGGAGAGUCUCAUUCUCCAAUCCAUUGUUCCGCCGCCACCAUCAAUGUCUCGAUCUCAAUUAUUUCAAAAUAUUUCACUUCAACUUGGCACAAAAGCUGAUGUAUCCGCGAGGGAUAUUCAAGCAAUUCUCACAUCAGCUUAUGGCGAAACCGUUCGUUUUGAUCCGUCCACCACGGCGGUUCCAGCAGUGUUCCGAACUUGGCAUAAUCAACCACCCAGCGCCCAAUGGGGACCGCCUCGACAAUUGAACCAGCAAUCCAAACAAGACCGAACUCAACGACAGACUUCGCAGCAACGUCCAAUGGGUUCGACAAACAACGCAACCCGCAGCCAGAACGUCGGCACACCAGGCAACCCGACUAUUGAUGACAUCGCAGCGGCCAUCAACAACAUUCGGAAAGGAAACACCGGCCCGAGCAAUCCAAACCUUCUCUCUGGCAAACCCUGCCUGUACUGUGGGGUUUUGGGACACUGGAGAUCGACAUGUCCGACACUCCGUAGAGACGCCGGCCUGCAACCUCCCAAUAACCCUACAUUUGGUCGCCCCGCUUCCGGUUUUGCCCGCCAAGCCGCACCUCCGAACGACCCUCCCACUAGACUUGAAGAGAAUCCGGCGGUUCGAUCUGCAGUGGGAGCGGAUGCGACAGGUGCCGCUGGUGUUGGCACAGUUUUGGAUUCUGGGGCGACCCACCAUGUGAGCGGCUCUUUCCACCAGUUUUCUUAUCUUUCUCCUUUAUGUCCACCAGUCAGGCUGAAUUUGGCGUCCGCUUCGGGGUACAUGUUGGCGACUCAUAGUGGACACCUCAAGAUAACCAGUGGGGCUGGUAUUCUGGCGGUGCCACAGGUGCUAUACAGCCCGGAAAUGAAGGGCACGCUCCUUAGUCUCGGCCAAUUCAUCGACUUGGGAUUUAAACCGGAAUUCUUAUCGAACAACGACAUAAGGCUUCAAUCUUCUUUUCUUUCAUUCACCGCUCAAUAUCAAAACCGGUCCUGGAUUAUUUCCCAUCAGUCUAUUCAUCCUAUAUUUCCUUCUAUUCAAUCCAUAACUCUUAACGUCUCAAUCAAUUCACCCUCUUACGACUGGAACUGCCGACUGGUACAUGUAUCCGACGGCAUGGUGAAAGACUUUCUACAGCGAUUUGUUCCGACUUUUGAUUUGAAAUCAUGGACCCCGUUUAUUUGCGAAACGUGCAAAACAUGCAAAAGUGAACGGCGACAACACCAUCUUCCCGACGUGGUCAAAUUUGAUGAGCGACUUGAUUUACUUGUAACAGACGUUCUAGGACCCCUCGACCCGGACAUCAACGGACACCGUUUCCUGUUAACAGUCAGGGAUCAUGCGACAACGUAUUCAUUCGCAUUCCCAUUGAAGACUUGCUCCGAGGUUCCGUCCAUUAUCAUUGCCUUGAUCAAGCGAAUCUUUUUGGUUUUUAAACUAGCUCCUAAAUUUAUCCGCUGCGACAACGGCGGUGAAUACACAUCUAAAACUUUUGAAUCUUAUCUUUCUUCAGUCGGUACCUCUAUAUUGUUCACAUCUCCUUACACUCCGGAACAGAACGGCGAGGCAGAAUGGUUGAAUUGGACUCUUGGCGAUAUCGCCCGGACGACACUCCGGCAUUCUUCCCUACCAGAUUCCCUUUGGUCUUACGCAUAUCGAUGUGCAUGCUACUUAAUUAAUCGGAUUUCUAAUUCUCGAUGCAAAUCAAGCCCACUUGAAUUAUGGUUGAACCGGGAACCUUUGGAAACAUCAUUCUAUCCUUUCGGCACCAAGGCUUGUAUUCACAUACCCAAGGAACGGCGGCGCAAGCUUGAUACUUGUGGAUGGAUAGGAUAUCUGGUCGGCUAUCAAGACGACAAACGAGGAUGGUUCUUCUGGAACCCGAUGACUCGAAAAGUCGUUAACUCAGAGUGUGCUGAGUUCUUAGACUUUCAAGGGAAACAACUAAUCCCUGCUCCGAACCUAUCUUCUAACACUUUGUCUGUCCGUAGAACACUUCACCUCGGCCACGAGACAACCAAGGAGGUUUGUGAGUCUCAAGACGCUCAGAUUGACGAAAUUCAAGCAAUUUCCGACGCCGAUAUUCCCUGCAGCCUGAAGAGCGCGCUGGCGAGUCCCGAGAAGGAAAGCUGGCGCGCAGCAUGCAUGACUGAAUGGGAUCAACUCGUCCAGAUUGACACUUUCGACAUUGAAGAGAAGGAAAAGAAGCAUUCGAUAGGCACGCGGUUUGUGUUCGACAUCAAACGGCAAUUGGACGGCUCUGUGGAGAAACUCAAAGCUAGAUUCAUAGUCUGA